Molecule: messenger RNA, 1624 nt
Organism: Fundulus heteroclitus (mummichog)
Lineage: Eukaryota; Metazoa; Chordata; Actinopteri; Cyprinodontiformes; Fundulidae
Product: class II histocompatibility antigen, B-L beta chain-like
Exons: 5
Coding region: 11-799 (262 amino acids)
Biological process (GO): immunoglobulin production involved in immunoglobulin-mediated immune response; antigen processing and presentation of exogenous peptide antigen via MHC class II; immune response
Cellular component (GO): MHC class II protein complex; membrane
Molecular function (GO): MHC class II protein complex binding
Source: RefSeq, a predicted model, not a curated record
UCCAGGAAACAUGAGCAUUUAUAGUUUUCUAUUAACGCUGCUUGUAUCUACUGGAAAUCCAGUUUUCUCAGAGGAAGACUUUUACGAGGUCAAAGCAUGCUGUUCAUUCAAUGGUCCAAACUUGAACAAUACUGAAUACAUACUUGUAGCUAGUUUUAACAAGCAGAAAAUGAUGCAGUACAACAGCACAAGAGGAUACUGGAUUGGAUUCACAGAAUAUUCAAUUGUGGCUUCACAUUACUGGAACAGUGACCCUAUUGAUGCGCUUGAAAGAGCAACGGAAAAGACACUUUUGUGUAUCGGGAAUGUACACUUUAUCCAGGCCAUAGGAAACCUGUCAACAACACCUACUAUUAGGCUAAAAUCAGUCAAACAGCCUUAUGGCCAACACACAUCCAUGCUUGUGUGCAGCGCUUAUAACUUUUACCCAAAGCAAAUCCAUAUAACCUGGCUGCAAAAUGACCAAGAAGUGACUGAGGGUGUCACUUACUCAGACGUGAUUCCUGAUGGAGAGAUGUACUAUCAGUAUCAUUCUUUCCUGGAGUACACCCCGACCUCAGGAGAAAAAAUCAGCUGCACGGUUGAACAUUUCACCCUGUUUGAGCCAAAGACAGUCGUUUGGACCGACUCCCUACCUGAGGAAGAAAAAACUCAGAUUGUUGUUGGACUGUGUGGACUGGUGCUUGGUUUGGCUAUGCUGACCUCUGGAUUUAUUUACUAUAGGAAAAAGUCUGCAGUAUACAACUCUCUCUCCCAAGAACCAGCUGCGACUCCUGCGGAGAACAUUCCUGAUUUGUGAGCCUUUUAGUAGCUCAAACGGAAACUAAAGAAAAGGUCCUCCUUGAUGUUCUGCGAAUAUGGAAUAUAUGGGAUUUUAAAUCUUGGGGAUAAUACACAAGUUUUACAUAUUUAGUAGUUUAUGACAGUUUAUAUUUGUUAAGUGUAUGCUACUAAUUAGGAUUUUUAUAGCUGGAUUUGAUUAAGAUAUCUUUUGUUUUUUUCUGUGUGAUGGCUGCAUGGUCACAGUUGUUAACACUGUUGCCUUGCAGCAAAAAGGUUCUUUGUUCAAUAUUUGGCCUGGGGUCUUUCUACAAGGAGUUUGCUGGUUCUCUCCUUGAAGGAGUGGGUUUUCGCUCUUCAAACUCCAGCUUCCUCCCACAAUCCAAAAACCUGUUAGGUUUACUGCUUUUUCUAAAUUUCCAGACACACUCAUUAGCUAUAAGUGUGUGUGUAGACGUGGUUGCCUAUCUUAUGUGUCUCCAUGUUUCCCUGUUAUGGACUGACGACCUUUCCAACACAGGUGCCUCUCACCCAAUGACCCCUUUACAAAUAUCCACAAAUAAGAACAAUUAUUCCCAUGUGCCUUUACAAUUAAGUAUUAAUAAAUAAAUCUCUAAGUAAUAUGUACAACUGGAAAUAUACAAUAAAUGGGAGCUUUUUAGUCAUUUUGUUUGUUAAAAGGUAUCACGUGUGUUGCUGUGUAUGGUGUUUCUGGGGAAACAUUUUCACCAAACGCCUGACAGAUAUCAACUAGAAAACACUUCCUGUUGGCCAGUACAACAGAAUUACAGCAUAUCUAUGAGGAAUUCAAGCCAAGUUCAAGUUUCAGCAUUCUUUUACCAGU